GGCUUUUCCUGAUCCCUAAAUUUUACUCGAACGGUAUAAACGACGAUCCUUUUCUUAACGUGUAUACGAGAUUUAUAUAUUCAAAGACAGUACAGUACAGCACAGUACUUGUCGCAAAAAAAUUCAAGUUCAUUUACGAAUAUUGACAAUUAUUCACCAUGGAGGUAACGUCCGUCGACAAUGCUAAAGUGCCUGAUUCCGUCUACUCCAAUAGCUGCAGCAACAGCCAGUCGCAAAGCAGUGACAGUUCCAAGUCGAGGCACAGCAACAGCUCGGCAAGCAGCGGCUACUGCGGUGGAAAUCCUUCGACCCUUGGUUCUUGCAAUGUGACUAUACUCCAGCCUAUCAGCAAGCGAGAGGACAAGGAGCACAAGAAGAAAAAAUCAAAGCCGGUCAUCGUUGCUCCAGGGGAAUCGGAAUUUGCUGAAGGAGCUAAAGAGUCACCUCUGCAGGAUGGAGCAACACCGGUUCCCGCUUUCGUCGGUGUUUCCCAACAGACGGAAUCGCAAGAGACAGGAAAUGAUCGGCCGUACCUUGACAGCAAAUCGUCACCUGAAACAUCUCCUACUUACAGCGAGCUUAAUUAUUACGAGAAAAUACAAAGAUAUUUCAAAAGUCAGCCAUGCACUACUGCCAUGUACGAAAGUGAAGAAGAGAAUGGCAACGUACUAAGCAGCACUGAGGACGAGUACUUGGAUCACAGAGCCAAAAAUCCUGCGAGCAAGUACGUGUCUCCAGAAAACGGAAGUGGGGCAAGUGGCUGUGAAAGUGUUGAAAAUUCAAGCAGUGGUUCAAACAUCCAAUCCAGUUCAGAGAGUCGAAGAGACAUUUCUGUCAAGAUCCAAGACAUGACGGAUACUGCGAGUUUCAAGCUAUCCACGCUGACACAGUCUUCCCUUACGAAGCACAAGGAGGACAUGGAGAACCUAUUGUUGGAUCAUUGCAGAAAAAUCAGGUCGACGACGAAGAGCGAUAGAUUAAAAAAUACACGGCCAAACUCUGUCCUUGAGAAGUCGAGUGACUCUGUUUAUCCAAAUAAAACACCGACCUUGAAGAGGACUGGUCGUCCUAUCGAAAAUGGUCCUGGCGUCAAGGUUUCCAAACGUGACGACAUUUCCAAAGUCAAUACUUUUGCCGCAGUAUCAAGUGCUAGCUUUGUUCAACCUUCCAUUAUCAACGCUCACAGCAGUUCAAACUUCACUGCGCGAGCCUACAAUUCAGUUGGCGUUCCAUCAGCUGAAACAGCGCAGCCUUGUACCUCGGCACAAACCCAGCCAUCGCAACUUCCUAUAAUGUAUCCAACGAUUAUGCAACUGGUUCCACUUUACUACUUUGCAACACCGCGAAAUGGAUCCGUACCGACAUAUAUUCCUCAGGAACAUCCUGGGCCACCUGGGCAAAUUCAGUCACCACAUCAAACGCUCUACAACCAUUAUCUCACACCUGGCACGGCAAUUUAUCCAUCAGUCAUGGGAAUACCGACAGCAAUGGCGAUCGAAUACAGGCCGUUCAUGAUUCCACAGUCUGAUUUGGCGCCGAAAAACGUUUGCGAAACUACCCAACCUCCAAUGGAAAAGCCAGAACAAGUUCCAUGUCAAAAUCGACUGGCCAGUCAAGGAACGAGCGUUCAGGCGGAAUCUGGAAGCAUAAUGGCGGUGUCGGAGUGCACGAAAAAGGUCUUAUCUCCCGGUGAAAACAAAUGUCACAGUGAUGAAAAUGGUACCGCGGCUAAGGUCGCGAAACGAGAUCAAUCUCCAAAGUAUCACGAGGACGAUUCAAGUUGUUCUAGUAUUUACAGCAGUUCCUGGAACAAAAGUAACAACAGCAGCUUAAACCUGAACUCAAAGGAAUCCUCGGAACAGUCAAAGAGUAAUGGCAGCGAACCGACAGAUGUCUCGAACAACGACAAAGAGAUGAAAGCAUUGCGAAAGCAGCCUUCAUGGCUGGAAGGAGUCAAAUUGACUCCAGAGCUGAUUUAUCAGUAUCAAAUGGAGUCGAAGACACUACAGGAGGUUUUAGAGGCAGAUAAAAAAGUUUUGAAAAAGUUCACUCAGCCACUUCUUGUCAACGACCAGCUUAGCCAGCUGUACCUUGACUUACAGCUGGAGGGUUUUGGCACAAAACUUAUGCUUAACGAAGGCGCCAUUUUCAGUGAGAGUGCCAGUGUUACCACCACCGACGAAGCGGUGGAGGACCGUUUGGAGCAAAAAAAGGAGAAGCACUGCUCUAUGGAACAUGGGAGGCUAGUGAUGAUCCAUGACGAGAACGCCCCACUUCCAGCUUCGUAGAGCCUUGCAGCUGCUAGUGGUUCAGUGUAAUUACAGUAGUGUCAAAUCAAGAUAUAUAUUUAUAAGAAAAGAACGAAUCGCCAGCUAUAAAGGAACUUUAUCAGUUGGACGUAUACUAAAUGUAAUUAGAGUAACGAAAAUAACAGUACAGGAGAAUCUGGCCAAUCGAAUGAAAACGAAAAAUUUUUUUGAACGACGUAAUGCAAGUUUUUGCGUCGUACGUUUAAUCACAAAACGCUUGCGAUCGUAUUCACGCAGGAUGAUGCUUGAUAGCUUGAACGCUGAAAAAGCAUAUUUCCUUGUCAGUAU
Diprion similis is the source of this 2597-nucleotide messenger RNA. RefSeq names its product period circadian protein-like (gene per). Gene Ontology annotation, cellular component: cytoplasm; nucleus. The record is from RefSeq and is a predicted model, not a curated record. The transcript is spliced from 12 exons. Gene Ontology annotation, biological process: entrainment of circadian clock by photoperiod; negative regulation of transcription by RNA polymerase II; circadian regulation of gene expression. The coding region runs from base 159 to 2288 and encodes 709 amino acids. Gene Ontology annotation, molecular function: transcription cis-regulatory region binding; transcription corepressor binding. NCBI's taxonomy places the organism in Eukaryota, Metazoa, Arthropoda, Insecta, Hymenoptera, Diprionidae.